UGCUGACGUCUGACUCUAUCGUACAUCAGACUUUCCCCAGUGGUGCUGGAGAAUGAGCUUCAAUGAAAGCUGCCUGCUCGCAGUCUGAGAGGGACUGCAGGCGAUGGAACUGCGACUUCCUCCGCUUCUCUUUGCUCCCCCUGGAGCAUUGAGCCAGAAAUACCCGCGGGAAGGAUGGAGAGGUUAUCUGAUCAUCUAGCCCUGCAGGAGCAACCCACUAGUUUCUUGUGAAUCACUUUUCUCUGUCCGCUGCUGUUGGAGAGGAUCUAUUGCGCUCUUCCAAAGAGGCUGAGACCGGGAGAAAUUCUGCAAGGAGGUGGAUGAUGCUUGUGCUGGCUGAGUAAAGUUGUGGCUUCCUAGCCCGAGACGAUGGUUUUGUCUGUCCCAGUGAUUGCUCUGGGAGCUACCUUGGGGACUGCUACUGGCAUCCUUGCCUUAUGCGGUCUCACCUGCCUGUGCAAAUGCAAGCAACCUGGGAAAGGAGCUUCAGACAAGGAGCAAGACCAGGACCCAGAAAAUGCCAAGCCUAGCGUACUACAGACAGUCCAGCAGUUCAGUGUUGAGAAGACGGCAGAAGCUGUACAGCCCAGGACAAUCCUCAAGUUUCCACAUAUCUAUGAUCCGAAGCCAGUAGUGACCACAUCAGAAAUUGUUAACUGUGCAGAUUAUACCUUAAAGAGGAUGAAAGAGCCAAGCAAGGGGAAGCCUAUAGCUCUGGAUGAGAAAAGAAUGAACAUACGUGUCAAUGAAGAGUUAUUCAUUCUCCCUCAAAAUGGUGGAGUGAAAGAUGUAUGUGUCACUGAGUGUCUGAACCCCGAGAAAGCUGGUGGCUGCAACCAAGUCCCAGAACUUCGCUAUUCUCUUGGCCACAACCAACAGAAAGAUGUACUGUGUGUUGCUUUUCUUGAAGCUACAUAUGGAACUGCAGCAGGAGACCAGAACAAUGGCUGUGACUGCUAUAUCCUAGGCACUUUGGUGACCAAGUCCAGCACCUCAGAAGCUCAAACUGUGUUGAAGAAGAAGAAGCCCCAGAUUGUCUGGGAGGAAGCUCUACUGUUUCCAGUAAAGGAGGAGGAGCUACCUGAGGCAACGCUGACUCUCACCUUGAGAAACUGUGAUAAAUUCUCUAGGCACAGCAUCGUUGGGGAAAUUAAACCGAGUCUGGCAAAUGUGGGGGAGCCAUAUGGAACAGUACAGUGUGAGAAGAUGAAAACAUUUGACAAGGAGCCAGAUGCAGGCUAUGGAGAAGUUCUCCUUUCCAUCAGCUAUCUGCCUGCAGCAAACCGUCUGCUUGUGGUGCUCAUAAAAGCCAAGAAUCUCCACUCCAAACAGCUGAAAGAGCUUCUCGGGAAGGAUAUAUCUGUUAAGGUGACCCUGAAGCACCAGUCGCUGAAACUGAAAAAGAAGCAGACGAAGCGUGCAAAGCACAAGAUCAACCCCGUCUGGAACGAAAUGAUCAUGUUUGAGGUGCCCCACGAUCUGCUCUGUGCCUCCAGUGUGGAGCUGGAGAUGCUAAGCCAGGAUGGAGAUGAUGGGCAGAACCGCUUACUGGGGAAGUGCAGCCUUGGCCUGCAUGCCACCGGCACAGAAAGGAACCACUGGGAAGAGAUGCUGAGGAACCCCAGAAGGCAGAUUGCUAUGUGGCACCAGCUACACAUGUAGCUAUGGAGGUAGAAAGGCCAACCAGCCCAAGUCCAGUAGACCUGGUCUCAGGGCUGGGUGGGGUGGAGUGGGGAAUGAGAUCUAUUUCAACAUCCAGAAAACCAUGAAAUGGACACAUUCACAAGCACAAGUCUUGUUUUAUUGGUGUUGUCUUUCGUUGUUUCUGCUGUAAGAACAUUCUAGAAAUGGGCUGAGAAAAGUAGCCAGCAGUUCAUUUCUCUUUGCAGUACCAUCUUCUUGCUUUCUACAUAUGGGUCUUCUGCACCAGUGCAACCGAGUAACAAGUAACAUUUACUUGCAGAAAGUGAGAUGAAAAGUGAUCUGAUUCAAGACAUUUAGAGCACUAAUGGAUGGCCUAUUUAUGGAGCAUCCAUCAUUCAUUGAUCUGUUUGCAGGAAGAGUAUUUA
Messenger RNA from Lacerta agilis (Sand lizard), 2069 nucleotides. RefSeq names its product synaptotagmin 13 (gene SYT13). The record is from RefSeq and is a predicted model, not a curated record. Lineage: Eukaryota; Metazoa; Chordata; Lepidosauria; Squamata; Lacertidae. Bases 370 to 1662 code for a protein of 430 amino acids. Gene Ontology annotation, biological process: regulation of calcium ion-dependent exocytosis; calcium-ion regulated exocytosis; regulation of dopamine secretion. Gene Ontology annotation, molecular function: calcium ion binding; clathrin binding; calcium-dependent phospholipid binding. The transcript has 6 exons.